AUGGAGGACCCACUCAACCCCUACGUCAGCUCCAUUGUCCAGUAUUAUUCGCGAAGGGUUGGGCGGCGUGGUCCGUAUGGAGUAGCCAAUGCGUUACAGAAAGCACAGAGCGCUGAUGCCAACUCUUUGGACCAAAUUUUUUUGAAUGGGGGCGACUUGGCUUGGCGUGCUUAUUUCGUUGUGAACAAAGACGCAGGUUCGGAACACGGGUAUGAAGGCUUAGGGGAGUUGACGCGCUUUCUGGAUGAGCUCGGUACACAACCUGUCGGACAUCAGCUUGCCUUCGCAAAGCGACUCGACGCUGCAAUGCAGAGUGCCCAGCAGCAAGAAGCAGAAAACGAUGAGGGCAAUAUUGUAAGGAAGAGUACCAAGCGUCGUCGCACUGCCAUCGAGAAUGGCACAUUACCUCUUCCAACCCCUAAUACAACGCCGGACGAUGCAUCUACAGACUAUACCGAUCUCGAACCCUCCUCGCAACAUGGCAGUGCGAUUCGUCAAGAUGGCGUGCACGUCGAUGCCUCUCUCCAGGCCGUCAAACCUCUCCUUCCUGUCGAUUUCUUCCACGCCAUCCAAAGAGUACCGCAUUCGCAAAAGCCUGGUACAUUAGUGGCAGACAUAACAUUGUUUGUUCAGAAAGGGCAAACGCGGGACAACUUUGGUUGCCAGAUGGAAAUUGGAAUCGUGAAAGAGAAGAUAGCGUAUUACGCUAGGAAGCUAUGCGGCGUGGAGGUAGAAGUGAAGGAUGGGGUCAGAUACAUCCGUUAUCCAAGUGGCAGUAAGAUCGAACCCGACCCGUCGCUUAAGCUUCGAGCUUGCCAACGAGACAUGAUCCCGGUCCUGCUUGGCCAUGAGAUAAAUGCCGGCUUCUCAGCCUCUCCUAUAUACAAACGUGAGGCGGAGGAGGUGCGCGAUGAUACGGAUGGUGUUUCAAUAACAAUACCAAGCCAAGAAAAGGAAGGGGUAUAUCGUCUGUCCUCUCCCCCUGAACGCGGCGCUUAUAGGGGCAUCGGCAAAGAAGUCGUCAUCUUUGGUAAGAACCGCCGGUUCAAAUGA
Clonostachys solani is the source of this 1053-nucleotide messenger RNA. The record is from the annotation of a GenBank genome assembly. NCBI's taxonomy places the organism in Eukaryota, Fungi, Ascomycota, Sordariomycetes, Hypocreales, Bionectriaceae.